AAAAGGAUUGCUAAAAUAGAAAAUGUGAAAACCCUGAUUAGCCUGCUGUAAAACCUCAGGACGUCACGGUCCCUACUCAUCCAGGCCGCUGUGCAGUGAAUUGGUGUUUGGUAUCAAAGAUGGAGUACGUCAAUCCCGAAGGUCUUCGUUUAGAUGGUCGCCGUCCCAUGGAGAUGAGACAACUUCGUGCUGAAAUAGGGGUUGUGUCAAGAGCUGAUGGUUCCGCUUCUUUUGAAAUGGGUAAUACCAAAGUCAUUGCUGCAGUUUAUGGUCCUAGGGAGGUUCAGAACAGGAGCCAACAGAUGAAUGACCAGGCCCUGGUACGAUGCGAGUAUGGCAUGGCUAAUUUCAGCACUGGUGAUCGCCGGAGAAAAACAAAGGGUGACAGGAGGUCCACAGAGAUAUCUCUUGUUAUUCGCCAGACAAUGGAAGCUUGCAUAUUGACGCACCUGAUGCCUCGCUCUCAGAUAGACAUUUAUGUCCAAGUUCUCCAAGCAGAUGGAGGUACAAGUUCAGCAUGCAUAAAUGCUGCUACACUGGCACUAGCUGACGCUGGGAUUCCCAUGCGUGAUCUUGUCACAUCGUGCAGUGCUGGAUACCUGAAUAGCACGCCACUUCUUGAUCUAAACUACUUGGAAGACAGUGCUGGAGGCGCUGAUGUCACUGUAGGAAUUUUACCUAAGUUGGACAAAGUGACCCUUCUGCAGAUGGAUGCUAAACUACCAAUGGAUAUUUUUGAAAAUGUCAUGCAAUUAGCAGUUGAAGGCUGCAAAGCAGUGGAAAGCUACAUCCGGGAAAUAUUGUUGGAAAAUACCAAGACAUUGGAGAUUCGCCGAGGUGUAUAGCUCUUAAAAGUCUGAGGAACUUUUAUUGAAUUUUUGUUUGCUACAGAUGCUUAAGGCAAAAAUGGGUCCUGGUUGUGCUACUGCAAUCUUUUCGAAGACGGUGGAUCAAAAAGUUUGAUGUGCAAAUCAGCGAGAGCCUGUGGAGCAAUUAUCUCCCCUAAUGUCUUUUUUAGUCAUGUCUCAGUGCUCGUAGGAUGUGUAUUUUAUGGAUCCUUAUUAAAAUUGAAGAUUAAUAUGCAAGAUAAGAGUUAUUUUUUAACUGUAUCAAAGAACUUCAGGUAUGGUAGACCAUAUGUGAAGUCAAUUGUUUACUUUGUUCCUAACUUGUCUUUAAAGUAAAACGGCUUUUGCGCGUUAAGGUAUCUUAAUAAAGAUGGAUUAUUUUGAAGUG
Molecule: messenger RNA, 1236 nt
Organism: Lycium ferocissimum
Lineage: Eukaryota; Viridiplantae; Streptophyta; Magnoliopsida; Solanales; Solanaceae
Product: exosome complex component RRP41 homolog
Exons: 12
Coding region: 120-845 (241 amino acids)
Biological process (GO): nuclear mRNA surveillance; poly(A)-dependent snoRNA 3'-end processing; U4 snRNA 3'-end processing
Cellular component (GO): cytoplasmic exosome (RNase complex); nucleolus; nuclear exosome (RNase complex)
Source: RefSeq, a predicted model, not a curated record